Molecule: messenger RNA, 596 nt
Organism: Maniola jurtina (meadow brown)
Lineage: Eukaryota; Metazoa; Arthropoda; Insecta; Lepidoptera; Nymphalidae
Product: protein lethal(2)essential for life-like
Exons: 1
Coding region: 81-581 (166 amino acids)
Biological process (GO): response to heat; protein refolding
Molecular function (GO): protein folding chaperone
Source: RefSeq, a predicted model, not a curated record
UCGCGUUUGUGACCGUCAAUCGUUGAGAAAAUAACUUUGGUGAUAAGAGAAAGCGACUUUGUGAAGAAAAACUAAGAGAAAUGGCGUUAAUCCCAAAUCUUUUCGGCGAGAGGCCUAGCAAAAUGGUGGACAGAGACUUUUUCAGACAAAUCAACCAAGUAGUGCCACAUGAUUACUUCAAACAGUUCGAAAAUAUGUUCCGGACAAUUGAUCAGCUGUCGUCUGUUAUGAACAACCUGGCUAUGAAGGAGAGGACCGAGUCUGAUUACGAGAAAUUCCAGGUGAAUGUGGAUGUGCAGCACUUCGCACCGGAGGACAUCAGUGUUAAAGUUGUGAAUGGUUUUGUCACAGUGGAGGGAAAGCACGAAGAGAGGCUGGAUGAGCACGGUUAUGUUUCCAGACGGUUCGUGAGACGGUACGCUUUGCCUGAGGGAUGUUUGCCAGACACAGUGGAAUCAAAGUUAUCCUCCGAUGGGGUUUUAAUCGUGACCGCGCCUAAAGUUUUACCCAUGCCGUCGACUGGUGAGCGAAUUGUGCCAAUAAUUAAAACAGGUCCAGUCAAAAAGCAAAUUGAACAGUAAUUUUUGUAAUUUUGU